Molecule: messenger RNA, 860 nt
Organism: Talaromyces proteolyticus
Lineage: Eukaryota; Fungi; Ascomycota; Eurotiomycetes; Eurotiales; Trichocomaceae
Exons: 1
Coding region: 271-810 (179 amino acids)
Source: RefSeq, a predicted model, not a curated record
UGCCCCAUAUAUAUUACGAAAUAUUAAUGAUCCUCGAGAUCCUCACUGAGCAUAUCACUAAACAAUUGCAAAGGUAGUUAAUUAGUGAUUACUGAUCGGUAAUAACUCCUGAAAGCAUAGCAAUAGCAAGCUAUGUCUCAUAGGUAUCAUGAAGAUCAAGGUGAAGAUCAAGAAGCCCUAUGGGUAUAAGAGUAGAUAACGACCAGGAGAAGAAUGGAUUCCUUCUCAAGAAUAUCUUCGAGCCAAUAUUCAAUCACGAAUUAACUCGCGAUGUCUUCCUUCAUCAUUGACGGGCGUUUAACGCCCAUCAACCCUUCUUCCUUGAACGAUGUAACAAGUGAAGAACGAUCCAGUGCCAUCGAUUUCGUCAACCGCCACAACUUCAUAUUCCAAGAGUUCAACCAUGACAAGAUGAUCGCCACAUUUUUACCAGAUGCCGUCGUGUAUCACAGCAAGGGCACAAUCCACGGCCACGCAGAGUUCCGGGCAUUUUUUGAGAACCUGUAUGGUGCUUAUAUUCCUGGUAUCUCCCGCAGCGCUACAAACCAUAUCGUUGAUCGUGAUGGAGAUGGUGGCGUGGUGGUUAGGUAUCAGCAGUAUUUGAUUCGGUAUGGGUGGGCCGGAGACGAUGCCAAGACUGUUGCUGGCAAGAAUUUUGUGAGAGACGAUGGCCUGCCAUCGAUAUGGUGGUUCGCGCCCAUUAUUGACCGGCUAAGGAUGACUGCCGACGGAUGGAAGUUUUUUGAGCGAUACCUUGGACCGUCGUUUACAAAUCAGAGGCUUGAUCCUCCGAAGGCGUCUAAGGUUUGAAGGAACAUCUGAGGUAUUCACCAACAAUAAAAGUACUACCCCCCCCCCCC